Molecule: messenger RNA, 135 nt
Organism: Diversispora eburnea
Lineage: Eukaryota; Fungi; Glomeromycota; Glomeromycetes; Diversisporales; Diversisporaceae
Source: the annotation of a GenBank genome assembly
AUGGAAAUGGUUUUUGAAAUUGGUAAAGAAAUUGUUACAAAGAGUGUUCAACUUCUAGGAUUAAUUACUAAAAAUCUUUUUCAAGAUGUUUCCAGAGAGAAGAAUGUGAAUAUUGCAGGAGAACUUUGGAACUGA